AUGGGGAUUGGUGUAAACAUUCCUAAAGUAAGACAUGUUAUUCAUUUAGAUGUUCCUUGGACUGUAGAGUCGUGCUACCAAGAAAUUGGACAAGCCGGUCAGGACAACCAACCUGCCAGAGCAACACUCCAUUACAAUGGUAGUGACGUAGCUUCCAACAAGCCUGGGAUGACGGACGAAAUGUGGUCCUAUUACAAGCUUACCAACAGCUGUUUGAGGGAUUAUGUUCUAACUUACUUAGGUUCAACAUGUUCAAGUCGCUAACCAAUACCAAGGCAACUUUGUUCUUCCAAUUGCAGUAACAGCGAGCAACAGACCCUAAAGAAGCACAUGUCCCCCAUCUUAAGAAGUCCCCUGAGCAAGAUCAAGGAGCUGUGAGAAGGGUAUCUGAGGAGGAGCAAAAAGAGAUCAGUAAGCAUUUAUUUUUAAUAUUGCCUCCACCUUGGCACAAACCACAGGAGGUUUGGUGA
Messenger RNA from Porites evermanni, 470 nucleotides. The record is from the annotation of a GenBank genome assembly. Lineage: Eukaryota; Metazoa; Cnidaria; Anthozoa; Scleractinia; Poritidae.